CCCCUCUAUAUAAGGCUCAGCAGCCCUGCUCUUAUUCUCUGCAUACUGCAAAUCCGUCAUCUUGAAUUCUGGACUGUACAUAGAAACCUAACAAAAUGCCUCUCACACCUCUCCGCCCCGGAGUAUACGCUCCAACAAUGACCUUCUUCAACCCCAACACUGAAGACCUCGACACCCCUGCCAUCCGGAAGCACGCCGUGCGCCUCGCCAAAGCCGGUCUCGUCGGGCUCGUCUGCAUGGGCUCCAACGGUGAAGCCGUCCAUCUCACCCUCGAAGAAAAGCAAACCGUCAUCCGCGAAACUCGCGCCGCCCUCGAUGAAGCCAACUUCAAAAACGUUCCCGUUAUUGCCGGCGCCUCAGAGAACAGCAUCCGUGGCACAAUCCAACUAACCAAGGACCUUGCCGCCGUGGGUGCUGAGUAUGCCCUUAUCGUCCCACCAAGCUACUACCGCUACGCGACAGGCAACGACGAGACGCUAUAUGAGUACUUCACAGCAGUCGCAGAUUCCUCGCCUCUCCCUAUCAUUCUGUAUAACUACCCCGGUGCCGUCGCGGGCAUUGAUAUGGACUCGGACCUCAUAAUCCGCAUCUCGCAACAUCCCAAUAUUGUGGGCACCAAGUUCACCUGCGCCAACACGGGCAAGUUAACGCGGGUCGCGCGCGCCCUGCACGCCAUCAAGCCUGAGUCGCCGCUUGCGCCAACCAAGUCCUCUGUUCCUGUUACCAAGACUUCCGCAAACCACGAGUACGUUGCCUUUGGCGGUAUUGCGGACUUUACGCUGCAGACUCUGGCUUCUGGCGGGUCGGCAAUUCUAGCUGGUGGCGCGAAUGUUAUCCCCAAGCUCUGCGUGCAGGUGUUUACCCUCUGGGGCGAGGGUAAGUUUACGGAGGCGAUGGAGGUGCAGGGUUUGUUGAGCCAGGCGGACUGGGUCCUGACUAAGGCUGCGAUCCCCGGGACAAAGAGCGCGAUUCAGUCUUACUAUGGGUAUGGGGGUUACCCGAGACGGCCAUUGGGGAGACUCGAUGACGCGCAGGCUAAGGCUGUUGCGGAUAAGAUUAAGGAGGCCAUGGAGGUGGAGUUUAAGCUGCCUGAUGUUGCGUAAUUAGCAGAAUCAAUACAUUUUCCCUUCCUUCUGUUCUCAACGCGUGAAAAAAAAUUUCGAGGAAUCGUCGGCCGCGGGGUAUGUUUGUACCGCAUUCCCGUAGCAACGGAGACAACUCCGAGCAUUGCCCCGGACGAUGUCAGGUCGACUCCACUCCCCACACAGUGCCCUGCAUACAGCUGUAAUUGAGCACUGAUAGGUGGAAAA
Molecule: messenger RNA, 1310 nt
Organism: Aspergillus versicolor CBS 583.65
Lineage: Eukaryota; Fungi; Ascomycota; Eurotiomycetes; Eurotiales; Aspergillaceae
Product: dihydrodipicolinate synthase family protein
Exons: 1
Coding region: 96-1103 (335 amino acids)
Molecular function (GO): 4-hydroxy-tetrahydrodipicolinate synthase activity
Source: RefSeq, a predicted model, not a curated record